GUAUCCCAACAAGGUUGGCACAUACGAGCUUACUAAAAAUACGACAUCAAUUAAGAACAAAUUUGUCCUACUGGAGAUGAAAGUGUGCUACGGCAUCUUGUCGGUGUGGGUCGAAAUUUUAAAGGAUAUAAAAAGAAGAAGAAGAGAGAUUUAUAGAUUCUGCACGUGCAUGGGGACAUAAUUGUACUAACAAUCAAGAAAUAAUAAUAGGGAAGAAGCAAACGUGUUAUGCAGGAGAAGUCAUCCUUAAGAAAUCUAGUAUGUUUAGUAAACUCCACAUGACUCUUGUCUUUUCCAAAAGUAGCACUGAAUUCAAUUUUUUUGGCUUAAAAAAACAAGUCUAUUUUUGAAAGAAUAUUCUUCCUUGUGUUUGGAGCUCUUAAUAAAGAAUUCCAACCAAUCAAUCACAAGAGGAUGGGUGCCGACGCGGUGUGUUCCCUAUCUCUUCUCUCUUUGCUUUGAAAAAAAUAAUUGUAUACUAAAAAAUUAAAACAAACGAGGGAAACCGAAUGAUAUCGCUUAAGUUGAUGGCUAAAAUUGAUGCAUUCUGGAAGUUUUGAGAAAACAAUGGACUAAUAAUAACGAAAGUAAAACGUAUUGAAUUCUAGAUUUAUCGCAGCUCAUUUUGCUAGGCUCCGCAAGUUAACCAACCAUGCAAAAAUUAAUUUGACAGGCAAUCUCGACACAUAUUUGUGCGUGUUUUAUUUUUUAGUAUAAAAAGGAACUAGCAUUACGACCAUAACUGCAAAUUUUUUCUCUUUCUAUAACUCUCAUGGCAACUUUCUCAACAUAAAGUCUAAAUCUUACAAUUAACAUUUUUCAGCUUGGACAGAUAGCAAGGAACGAUAUGUAUUAGUACUGUGAAGUGUGAACCAAUUGGCUAAUAGCCUAAUACAACUGUAAUUUAGUUACCAAAAAGUCUAGGAACACGCCUCUAAAACACAAUUCUGUACACAAAAACUGUGUCUGGAACCGUUUGGUGUAUGUGAAUACAUGUGCAUCUAAUAGUUUCGAUACGGAUGUGUCCGGAGUUGGGUUUUAAAGUUGUAUUUGUAGUAUUGCUCGUUCGUUAGUUAUUGUGAACCCUCCCGCCGGCGGUGUAUUUAUUUCCCCUCUUCUACGGCGGGAAGACUAGCCGAGUUGACAAUUUACUACUCCGUAGUAGUACUAGUAUUUACCAUUGAUCCAUUGACCAUUCGUAACUAUACCGUGUAAUGGCUUCCACAAGGACAAAGCUGUAGUUUCAACAGAUCCGAAAGGGGUAUGUAGUAAUUUAACACUUGCCAUGAGUAUAUUUCACAUUCCUCAAUGCUGGUAAAAGUGUCUGCGGCUAACUUUUAUUAGAGCACAGCUCAUUUGCUCUGCUUGAAUGCUUGCAUAAAUACCCAGCAGUUUUUUUGGCGCUGAGAGACUGUUAUCUCUCUCUCUCUCUCUCUUGUACAAAGCAAAAGAGAAAAAAGAAAAGGAAGGAAAGAAAGAAGGCUCUGUUCGGGAGAUCACUCAUUGCAUUGGGGGGGAGAGAGAGAGAGAGAGAGAGAGAGAGAGAGAGAGAGAGAGAGAGAGAGAGAGAUGGAAGAGAAGAGGAGAUGGUGGGGUGUGAGAUUGUUGAUAUGCCUAACACUGGUGGUGUUCAAGUGCAUAAAUGGGGACGAUCCAUACAGGUUCUUUACGUGGAAUGUCACUUUUGGUGAUAUUUACCCUCUUGGUGUUAAACAACAGGGGAUAUUGAUUAACGGGCAGUUUCCGGGGCCAGCCAUCGAGUCGGUGACUAAUGACAAUUUGAUUGUCAGUGUCUUCAACAAUUUGGACCAGCCCUUUCUCCUCACUUGGAAUGGGGUGCAGCAGAGAAGGAACUCGUGGCAGGAUGGAGUGUAUGGCACCAACUGCCCCAUCCCACCGGGGCAGAACUUCACUUACAUCCUUCAAGUAAAGGAUCAGAUUGGUAGCUACUUCUACUUCCCCUCUCUUGCCUUCCACAGGGCUGCGGGAGGGUUCGGUGGCAUCAAAAUUUCUAGCCGUCCUUUGAUCCCCGUUCCCUUUGAUCCCCCUGCUGGAGAUUACACUGUACUAGCCGGUGACUGGUUCAAAAAAAAUCACACGGAUUUAAAAGCCAUUUUGGAUGGUGGAAAUGGUCUUCCCUUCCCUGAUGGUCUUCUGAUAAACGGUCGUGGAUCAAACGGCAACACAUUCACAGUUGAUCAGGGCAAGACCUACAGGUUCCGGAUAUCAAACGUCGGGCUGACUACUUCCAUUAACUUCAGAAUCCAGGGGCAUAAGAUGCUGCUAGUUGAGGUAGAAGGCACCCACACACUGCAGAAUACUUAUGAUUCCCUCGAUAUCCAUUUGGGACAGUCCUAUUCUGUAUUGGUUACUGCCGAUCAACCUGCACAAGACUACUUUAUUGUGGUCUCAACUCGUUUCACCUCUCAAGUGCUCACAGCCACAUCUAUCCUUCAUUACAGUAACUCUGGAGGAAGUGCUUCCGGCCCUCCCCCUGCUGGACCGACAAUUGAGGUUGAUUGGUCGCUUAACCAAGCACUGUCCAUUAGGCAAAAUCUAACAGCAAGUGGACCGAGGCCAAAUCCACAAGGCUCGUACCACUAUGGUAUGGUCAACACUACCCGCACAAUUAGACUUGCAAACUCAGCUCCAAUCAUCAACGGCAAGCAGAGAUAUGCUGUCAAUAGCGUGUCAUUCAUCCCAGCUGACACUCCUCUAAAACUCGCUGACUACUUCAAGAUUCCAGGUGUCUUCUCCCUGGGAAGCAUCUCAGACAACCCCACCGGAGGUGGUGGUUUUCUCCAGACUUCUGUCAUGGCAGCCAAUUUUCGAGCUUAUCUUGAGAUUGUGUUUGAGAAUACAGAAGGCACGGUGCAGUCAUGGCACAUUGAUGGCCACAUUUUGUUUGUUGUGGGAAUGAAUGGAGGACAAUGGUCAUCCGCCAGCAGAUCAAGCUACAACUUAAGGGACACAAUUUCUCGUUCCACGGUUCAGGUGUAUCCGAAUUCGUGGACUGCAGUUUACAUGCCUUUGGACAAUGUGGGAAUGUGGAACAUAAGAUCUGCGAACUGGGCUCGACAGUAUUUAGGUCAGCAAUUCUAUCUCCGCGUUUAUUCCCCUGUAAACUCAAUUAGAGAUGAGUACCCAAUCCCGACAAACGCUCUUGUCUGUGGUCGAGCAUUAGGCCGUAAGACUCGGCCUCAAGCUGGCUGGCAAUACAGGGCUGGAGUAGGUACUCGCUUAUAGAAUGUUACAAUCUGUAGAUUGUCACGAAAGGGUGACAUUCUCUGAUACUGCCACAGCUCUGCUUGAGCGCGUGUUUUCGCUCUUAUUUUUCAAUGCGUUAAGUUCUCUCAAGACUCAGAUCUGCGUUUUGCAGUACUUAGAUAGCAGAAAUUGUUCCAUGUUUUUCCCUGUAACCAAAUCAUAAUUCAUGAAUUCAAGUUUGUAAUGUUUCUAACCACC
Rhododendron vialii is the source of this 3465-nucleotide messenger RNA. RefSeq names its product L-ascorbate oxidase homolog. Lineage: Eukaryota; Viridiplantae; Streptophyta; Magnoliopsida; Ericales; Ericaceae. Bases 1570 to 3246 code for a protein of 558 amino acids. Gene Ontology annotation, molecular function: copper ion binding; oxidoreductase activity. The transcript is spliced from 8 exons. The record is from RefSeq and is a predicted model, not a curated record.